Messenger RNA from Knipowitschia caucasica, 2901 nucleotides. The record is from the annotation of a GenBank genome assembly. NCBI's taxonomy places the organism in Eukaryota, Metazoa, Chordata, Actinopteri, Gobiiformes, Gobiidae.
AUGAAACUGUCAAUGAUCAGAAACACAUGUGGUAUCCUUCGAGGACAGGGUAGUGGGCUCGUAGCCAGCCGAUUGAGAUGCCUGCCCACGGGACCCUCCGCUGGUGGCGUGCUUCUUCUUCGGGCUGCGAGCGCGACUUCCAGCGGCAGAUCCUGUGCCAAAGUAGCAUUUAACAUCGGGAAACCUCCAGGCAAACAGGGGAUCUUUGAGUGCGAUGGCUGUCUUAGAGAGGUUGUCCAAAGUUCCAGAGACGCUAUGGCGGCUUUGCAGAAAAAAAGCUCAACCAUCCAACCGACUUUUGUUAUUGUUCAGUCAAGUGAUAAUGACGACAUUUGGGACUCUAAUAAGAAAGUAGCAACAAUGGUUGGAUUGAACAUUACCCGGCUGUGCCUUUCAAAGAACACCACAGAAGAUGAGGUCAUUGAGGAGAUUUUGAGACUUAACGAUGACCCCAGCGUGCAUGGAGUUUCUCUACAACUUGCUGCUUCUUUCCUCACAAGUCGAGUGAUCAAUGCUCUCAGACCAGAAAAAGACAUCGAUGGGCUUUCAGACUUGAAUGUGGGACGCCUGCUACGGGGCGACUGUGAAAGGAGCUUUAUGCCGCCAGUAGCAAGUGCAAUCGUUGAUCUUUUACAUAAUCACGAAUUAGAAGGAAAAUCGGUGUUGUUGGUUGGAGCAGAGGGAGCACUCGCGUACUCUCUCCAAGCAAUGAUCGAGAGGAGCGGGAUGGAGGUUUCAAAGAGUUCCAGCUCAACGAACAAUCUCCAAAGACGGGUGAUGGAGGCUGAUGCUGUGGUCGUCUUGGGGAAAGGAAAAAUAAACAUUCCAUCAGCAUGGGUUCAGCCUGGAGCAACAGUAAUUUUUGAACGAGAGAUCUCUUCAAAGCAGGGCUCAAGACACCUCGUUGCAGCCUACAGGAUACAGAACGUGAUCCACAGCAGCAGUCAUUGGUUGCAGGGGCAGCAGCACAAGUCCUGGAGCCUGAGGAGCCUCAAACUCAAGCCUUUGACCCCGGUGCCAAGUGACAUAGAUAUUUCCAGAGCUCAGACUCCUAAAGCAGUCACAGUGUUGGCAGAGGAGAUCGGGCUGCUCCCUGAAGAACUAGAGGCCUAUGGCAGGAACAAGGCUAAAGUCCGUCUGUCUCUGUUAGACAGGCUCCAGUCUCAGCCUGAUGGGAACUAUGUGCUGGUCGCAGGCAUAACGCCUACUCCUCUUGGAGAAGGAAAGAGCACAGUGACAAUUGGCCUGGUCCAGGCCCUCUCUGCCCACCUGAACCUCAACUCUUUUGCCUGCUUACGACAGCCCUCUCAGGGACCCACCUUUGGAGUCAAAGGGGGCGCUGCUGGAGGUGGAUAUGCACAGGUCAUCCCCAUGGAAGAGUUUAAUCUCCAUCUGACCGGUGACAUUCACGCCAUCACUGCAGCAAACAACUUGGUAGCAGCUGCUAUAGAUGCCAGAAUGCUUCAUGAGGCGACGCAGUCAGACAAGGCUCUGUACAAAAGGCUUGUUCCUUCUGUGAAUGGAAUUCGGACAUUUUCACCCAUUCAAAUCUCCAGGCUCCAGCGUCUGGGCGUCAAUAAAACGGAUCCCGAGUCUCUCACACCGCAGGAGGUCAGCAGCUUUGUCCGCCUUGACUUGGACCCAAACAAAAUCACCUGGCACAGGGUUGUCGAUACAAACGAUCGUUUCUUGAGGAAAAUCACAAUUGGACAAGCAAGCACUGAAAAGGGACAGAUGCGAGAGACUGGCUUUGACAUUGCAGUGGCCAGUGAGAUCAUGGCGAUCCUGGCACUGGCCAGCUCUCUGCAGGACAUGAGGGACCGGCUGGCUCGCAUGGUCGUGGGCACUAGUCGCUCAGGACAUCCGGUCACAGCAGAGGACCUGGGUGUGAGCGGGGCCUUGUCAGUGUUGAUGAAAGAUGCCAUCAAACCCACUCUCAUGCAGACUCUCGAGGGCUCUCCUGUGUUUGUCCAUGCCGGGCCCUUCGCCAACAUCGCCCAUGGCAACUCCUCAGUGCUCGCCGACAAGCUGGCUCUGAAACUUGUGGGACGAGAGGGCUUUGUGGUGACUGAAGCCGGCUUUGGCGCUGAUAUUGGGAUGGAGAAGUUCUUCAACAUCAAGUGCAGAGCGUCUGGGCUCAAACCUAAUGUUGUUGUUUUGGUCGCCACAGUCCGUGCUCUUAAGAUGCACGGGGGAGGCCCAAGUGUCUCGGCAGGUGCACCUCUCCCGCAGGAGUACAUAAAUGAGAAUUUGGACUUAGUUGCAGGGGGAUGCAACAGCAACCUCAGGAAGCAGAUCCAGAUUGCACAACAGUUCGGGGUACCUGUUGUCGUAGCAGUUAAUGUAUUUAAGACAGACACUGAAGCAGAGGUAGCGCUGGUGUGUCAGAUUGCACAACAGAGUGGUGCAGCAGGUGCUGUGCCCUGUCACCACUGGGCGCAGGGCGGCCGCGGCUCUGUGGAGCUUGCUAAAGCCGUGAAGGAGGCAGCGAGCUCACCCAGCCACUUCAAGUUCCUGUAUGACGCUGAGAUGCCCAUAGUGGAAAAGAUCAGGACGAUUGCCCAAAAGGUUUACGGAGCCAAUGACAUCAAACUGUCUGAUGAAGCGGAAGCCAAAAUCAACUACUACAACCAGCAGGGUUACGGGUCGUUGCCCAUCUGCAUGGCCAAGACGCACCUGUCCCUCUCACAUAUGCCUGAAAAGAAAGGCGCUCCGACAGGUUUUGUUUUACCCAUCCGUGACGUGAGGGCGAGCGUUGGUGCUGGAUUCAUCUACCCUCUGGUUGGCACUAUGAGUACCAUGCCAGGGCUGCCCACCCGGCCCUGUUUCUAUGACAUCGACCUCGACCCGGCGCUUAAGAGGACGUUGGAGAAGAUUAAUGCCACCUUUUAUUGCCUUUAA